Messenger RNA from Momordica charantia (bitter melon), 1295 nucleotides. RefSeq names its product Calcineurin-like metallo-phosphoesterase superfamily protein. NCBI's taxonomy places the organism in Eukaryota, Viridiplantae, Streptophyta, Magnoliopsida, Cucurbitales, Cucurbitaceae. The record is from RefSeq and is a predicted model, not a curated record. Gene Ontology annotation, molecular function: hydrolase activity.
GGGAAAAAUAAGAAAAAGAAGGCGCCGGCGCGAGACCGGCGACCAAUGCUGGGCGCGUUCGUACACGCGCCUAUUAUUUGUUUUCUCUCUGCUCCUCCUCCUCCGUCCUCUGCACCAAAUCGCAACUUCUAUCGCUUCUCUGUUAUGGCUAUUUUUGCUCGAAUUGCAGUCGUGGGCGACGUUCAUGGCCAUUGGGAUUUACGAGAAGAUUCGAGGGCACUUCAGCUAUUGCUGCCAGAUUUAGUGCUCUUUACAGGUGAUUUUGGUGAAGAGAAUGUUGAAUUGGUCCGAAGUAUUGCAGAUCUUAAAUUUGAAAAGGCAGCUAUAUUGGGAAACCAUGAUGCUUGGUUUACGCCAUGUUUUUCUCAAGGGGAGAAGGAUGGUGUUCAACUUCAGUUAGAAUGUCUUGGCAAAAAUCAUGUUGCUUACCGACGUGUGGACUUUCCUCAGCAAAAACUAAGCAUUGUUGGUGGACGACCUUUUUCUCAUGGUGGACCGGGGUUGUUUCGGAGACAGCUUCUUUCAGCGAGAUAUGGUGUCAAAGACAUGAAAACAAGUGCCAAGAAAAUAUACGAAGCUGCGAUAGGCACGCCUGAAGAUCAUUUGGUUAUAUUUCUUGCACAUAAUGGCCCUACAGGCCUUGGUUCUUGUAUAAAUGACAUCUGUGGAAAAGAUUGGGUAUUUGGGGGUGGAGACAAUGGUGAUGAAGAUCUAGCACAAGCCAUAUCUCACUUGAAAGAGACCGGAAAGUUUCAUGUCCCUCCUCUGGUUGUGUUCGGGCAUAUGCACAAAGAACUCGCAUAUGGACACGGUCGUCGUAAAAUGACAGUCGUUGCAGCCGACAACACCAUUUACCUUAACGGAGCUGUCGUUCCGAGGGUUGAUAGUUACUCCAGGAAAGAAGCCGAUGGAGGAGGAAACUUAACGAGCAGUGCAACCUCCUCUUCCAAACCCGUUUCGAGAGGCACCAAGCGGGCAUUCACUGUAAUUGACAUUUCAAAUGGAAAGGUGGACAAGAUUAGUGAAAGUUGGAUCUCUGUUGUUGGGGAUGAGGCAUGCUUGGAUGAAGAGCAUGUGAUGUACAAAAGUGGCCAUUAGCUUCCUCCAAAUUGGGAUUGAGGUUUCAGCAUAAAGAUUCUCACUUGGAAUUUUGAAGCAGAAAUGGAACAUUUUAUAAAUUAUGAAAUCUGGCUUCACAAACAGGUACAUCCAUCAAAAUUUUAACUUGGGAUGUAAAUGUAAAUUGUUGUUUAUAUGAAUUUACUCUCCUGCUAACUUUAUAUUCUUCCUUAAAA